AUGGUCUUGGCAGUAGCAGCACCACACAAAAGGAGACGCCUCCAUUCGUCACCUUUUGAUACCGAGGACAAUGACGAUGACCAGGUCGGUACCUCGCGCUCGCCCUCUCCUGCAGCAGACGCUCAGCCUGUAUUACACAUGAUCUCGUCUCAUCACCAACAUCCUUCUGCCAAUCCCCUCAAUCAUGCUACCGCUGCUACCGCUUCCUCGGCUGCUUCCCCCAAACAUCAAUGCGACAUUUGCCAAAAGACAUUUGUGCGACACGAACACAUGCUUCGCCACCGUGCUUCGCACACCGACACGGCUUCCUAUUCUUGCGAUCAUUGUGGAAAGCUUUUCCGCAGAAGCGAUGUUCUCCAUCGUCAUCGCAGGUUACAUGCUGCGCGUCGCGAUCUCAUGCUCAAUGUUAACAGCUCCAAACUUACAAAGCGACAGAGAUCGGCUCUAGCCAGGGUCGAGGCCGCCUGUCUUCGUUGCUCGUCUAAGAAACUCAAGUGCGACGCCGUGAGACCUUCCUGCUCACGCUGCCUUCGCAAAUCAGGCGUCGUCUGCGUCUACCCCUCCUCCUCGUCCGAAGUCUCACCACCCUCACCCAUCUCACGAAAUCGCUCCGUUUCGAUCCUUGACGAUGUAUGGAUGCCUGACUCGUCUACCACGCUCGAAUUUUCUACCAAUGACCCCCACUCUCCCGUGCCUACCUCGAUGCACCAGUAUCCGGCGCAACCUCAAGUGCUCACUCCAGCCAAAUUCUCGACUGCUGACUCUUCCAUCGACUCUUCCGCACACGCAGUACGUUCAGCACAAACCUCGCAACCACCCUAUCCGCGUUCAAAAGGGAGCUUCAACGCAGACUCAUUCCCCGCCGCCAUGAUGCCGGCUUCCACCUACUUUUCCACAAAUGGCGCUUCUAGCACACCAAGCUCGUACCACCAAACCGCCUCGCCUUCCGUCGAAAACUCAAUUGUCGACAAUCACGUCAUUGGCGCAACGCCUGGUCUAAUCGACAUGAUCCAGAACACAGCUUCAUCGCUUCCGUCUACCGAUGUGAUUGACGAGCGCAUGCUUAGCGACCUUCUCGGCUGGCUCGAUGGGCACAAAGCUCCAGAUACCGCCCACUCUGGUCAGAUCGACUGGAUUUUUGGAGACAGUCCCGAGGCGCCCCAGCUCCUCGAUUGGUCCCAAAUGCAAGAUUGGGCCAACUUUGACCUCGCUCCGCUGUCUGCUGAUGCUGUCGCUUCCAAUAUUCACCAAAUAGAAUCGAUGCCGCCUCAUCGCCAGCAGCAGCUUGCCCCUGUGCAUCAGCGCGAUGCGUCCGUCGAUGGCUCAGCUCCUCACCACAGUCCGCUCUUUGUACUCAGUUCUGCAGCCGAGUUGAUCCAUGCACCAUCGCGAACCCCGCAGACUCGAUUGCAACAGCUCGCUCCCCCUCGUCCCAGUGCCCAACCUCAGACGCAGACUGCUUCGCGCCCUGAAAGCAUUGACAAUGUCCACGCUAGCGCCGGAACAGAUUCCAGGACCAUCGCUGAAGGACGAUCCCGAUGGAAUAGCCCUGAACUCGCCGAUGACGACACCGCACCCAGCGACUCGACCAGAUCGGACCCGCUCGGCACCAGGCGCAAAACCGACACUGUACCCAGCAGCGACAGAACCAGCAACAUCGAGCUUCCUUCAAAUGCAGCACGCAACGAAAAGUCAACUUCGGGCCGCCGAGCAGCUGCCAUCGAAGCGUGGCCAAAUCGAUGGAACCCGACCAUCAAGGUCAACUCGUUGCCCAGCUUCUCCUUUGUCAAAGCCUCCGAAGAGCACCUCAUGGCCGAAGACAUGGCGCACGUCAAACGCGUCAGUCAUGCCGCUAUGCUGCGAAUGGCCGAAUACCUCCGCAAUGCAGCUAUCGACUCGCUCGAACAGCAACGUUUCGAUGACACCUUUGCCACGCUCGACGCUGCUACCCUCAACGUCUAUCUCCAGCUCUUCUUUCACCACUGCUACUCGUACCUUCCUGCCAUUCACCAGGUCACCUUCCAUCCCGACCGCUGUGAUCCACGUUUGCUAGCUGCGCUUUGCGCCAUCGGCGCCUUCUUCUCAGAAGUGCCAGGUAGCCGUAACGCAGGAAUCUACCUUGCCAGUCUCGUUCAGAUGAGCGUCAGUCGCGCCACGCUCUCCAACAACGCUCUUGCUCGCGUCACCUCUACAUUUCAGUCGAUUCUGCUCAUCUAUAUGCUUUGGCGUAGUGUCGGCGUACCCUCUCGUCAGGAAUACGCCGAAGCAUUCAGGGGCACCUAUUGCACAAUGAUCCGACGUUGCAGGCUACUCGAGGAUAUCUCGCCUCCCAGACUCCCCGCCGACGUCACCCUUGAGGAUCGAUGGACCGCUUGGGUUGCAUGGGAGUCUGGACGACGCACUGCCUGGUCAACGCUUGUCUCCGAGACCGAGCUUUCCAUUCACUGGAAUCUGCCCGAGCCAUUUGCACCCGACGAGCUCACCGGAAAGCUUCCGUGUGACGAUCGGCUCUGGGAGGCACCCUCGGCGAUUGAGUGGGCACAGACGGCCAUCUUUUUGUCAUCGGCCUCAAGAGUGUUUGAGGGUGAGGGCAGUCUGCUACCUCAGCCUGUCCACCAAAACGAUGUUAGCAACUUUACCUGGCCUGACAACUCAUAUCAACUGGAUGUGACUUGGGUAUGUGACGUCAUUCAACGCACGGCGCAGUCUUUACCACAAGGCCGUCCUUCGUCGGUGACCGAGGCGGAGAGGGAGGCCAUCGCCCGCCUUUCGCCUUUCAAUCGAUUGUGCGUUGGAUCAGCUGUGAUGUUAUCAACGCACCAUACAAUGAAGAUGGUACGCUUCUGUUCGAUGCUACUCGGCGACGAAGAGCAGGCCAAAGAGCGUAUGCGUAGAUACCUGGCUGCCGCCACCGACCUGUUGAGCCUCAACCAGGCCAGAGAUGCUCGCGUAGACCUGCUCCUGCAUGCAAUCCAGCUCUUUGAGCUGGUAUCUCCUGAGAUGCUUCAAGUGCUUUCCUGCCGACGUGGUGUACCACGUAUGUACGCUGCUCGACAGCGGAUUUCUCGGGAGCUCAACCAAGCAAAGCCGUGGAAGACCGCGUUGAUUGUUUUUCAUGCCGGGCAGAUGCUUCGUCUGGCGAAGCAAAGCUUGCAGAGGGCGCCGGUGGAAUGUCUGCACAUAUUUUACGCCGCAAUCGCAUUGCACGCGGUCUCUGUGCUCGUUUUGCAGCAAGAUGCACUUGCUCCACCAGGACAGAUUGUUCGAAUCGCGUUCAACGGACCUGCACGCUCCACGGCUCCUCAAGCUCCUUCGACGCAUGCUGGAUAUGAAGCGACUGUCGGACAGACGCGGGCAUGGCGAGCCGGAUCUUCGGCUUCGGGCGCAUCUUCGACAUCACCCUCCUCUGUCGGCGGCGGAUCACCAUACAGCACCAGUGGAACAAGCAUUACCGGUACUACACCGUCAGAUGGGCGUCAGUCGACUGGGCUCGGAAGAAAGACAACGUUUAUGCUCGAGUCUGUGGGCAACCUGGCGCAUCCAAUGGCGCCCGAAAAGUUGCUGUCGCUAGCGUCCAAGUGGUUGAGAGCAGAUGACGGCGUUGGUGUGUGGCCCAUCGGUCAGUCACUGGCCAAGAUCCUCGAUUUAUUGACAACUCUAACUCCAAAACAGGCUGGAGCUUGA
Messenger RNA from Mycosarcoma maydis (corn smut), 3684 nucleotides. RefSeq lists its product as uncharacterized. Gene Ontology annotation, biological process: regulation of DNA-templated transcription; DNA-templated transcription. The transcript has a single exon. Gene Ontology annotation, molecular function: DNA binding; DNA-binding transcription factor activity, RNA polymerase II-specific; zinc ion binding. The coding region runs from base 1 to 3684 and encodes 1227 amino acids. NCBI's taxonomy places the organism in Eukaryota, Fungi, Basidiomycota, Ustilaginomycetes, Ustilaginales. The record is from RefSeq and is a predicted model, not a curated record.